ACUGUUCUAGGAAUGUUUGUUCUAUGAUAACUUUACUUCUCGAGUUCAACUAGUUUCUCUCUGUUUAGCAACCUUGGACCUACCUCUUAAAUACUGGCUAUGCCUAACAUUAUAUUGAAAUGUACACACAGCGGAGGCAGCUCGGUCCUGAGGGAUUUGACCACCGAGAGUACCCUCAGCGACCUGCAAACAGCUGUUCAGAACAUCACGCAGAUUGAAAUGAAUUCUCAGAAAUUGAAAAGUGGAUUUCCCCCGAAACUUAUAGACACAGAGGAAAAGUCAGCGUUGUUAUCUAACCUGGGAAUAAGAUCUGGUGAUGCAGUACACGUUGAGAAAGGUGCUCCUUCAUCAAACGGUUCAUCUGCUCCUUCAUCAAACCAUGUUCCCUUAACAAACCAGCCAGCCAGUGAACCAGCCCCGAGGGCUGUAUCCAGAUCAAUCGUAAGAAAGGUAGUUCCGGCAGAUAACAGUUGUCUCUUUGCCAGUAUCGGAUUUGUAUUUCAAGGUGAUACUGGAAAGUCAAUAUCCACGGCACUGCGUUGCGUUGUAGGUGAUACCGUCCUCAGCUGUCCUGACCAGUUCCCUGACGUUCUGCUUGGCAAGAAAAGGGAGGAAUAUGUCACGUGGAUACAGAACCCACAAAUAUGGGGCGGGGGUAUUGAGUUAGCAGCUCUAGCUCAACACUUUGCUACAGAGAUACACGUGGUGGAUACACAGUCCCUCAGAAUUGACAAGUUCGGGCAAGAUCUCAACUGCUCCGAUAAGGCAUAUGUUAUCUAUGAUGGUAUCCACUACGACCCGCUCUACGAACCCAGCCCUACAGGACAAGUAACUGUAUUUCCUCUUCAAGACUCUGAUAUUGAAGCUGCCGCCAUGCUGGUUGCUGCUAAUGCUAAAAAGGCACACAACUACACUGAUUUAGCGAACUUUACCCUAAAAUGCGGCACGUGUGGUAUUGGAAUGGCAGGAGAGAAGGUUGCUAGGCAACAUGCUAAAGAUACCGGACACACCAAUUUCGAGGAGUUCAAAUAGAUGAACGAUGACAGGUUUGAUCGCACAGAUGUAUUUAUUGUAGUGACGGGUGGUUGGUUUUUUGGACUUGAACUGUUUUAAGUUUGUAAAUUGGGUUUGACAGGUCGUUAUGCAGGGCUAUUAUAUUAGAGGUGGUUUUGAAUCUUCCAUUUCUCAAAAUCUUGAUGAUUUUCAAGCUGAUUUUGAAAGAUGGGCUAUAUUAGCAAACUAAGAUUUCAUAUUAAAGUAUUAAACUGCGAUCGUAAAUUUCCAUAAUCGAUAUAUUAUGUUACUUUUGAUAUUAUUACAUGUAUUUAUAGCCAUGGUGACAUGAGCAAGUAAUCUAGUAAACUAAACAUUAAACAAUAAAGAAAUACAAACACUGUUAUUAAAACUACCUUGUGUAUAUAAAUAUUGAGGAGGUCUUGGAUAUCUUGGUCGUUUAUGACAUAAAUAACAGUUAUAUUAUAUUUUGUUGCGACUUAAACUUCAAACAAGUACAACUAUUUCAUAUUCAGCCGCGCGUCGAUCGUUCUAGAUUAAGCAGUAAAUGAUUUAAACAAUAAACACCUCCAAUUAUAUCUCAAUUUAACAGUAAUACUAACUCGAUUAUAUCCUACAAAUCCUUAGUUCAAGUUAUUGUUUCUAUUAAGUUUCUAGCCAGUUUUUUAUUAAUGUGAACUUAGAGUUACUGUAUUUGUAAUAAGUUUAUAACGGUAUUUAUCAAGUA
Molecule: messenger RNA, 1741 nt
Organism: Bolinopsis microptera
Lineage: Eukaryota; Metazoa; Ctenophora; Tentaculata; Lobata; Bolinopsidae
Exons: 10
Coding region: 100-1032 (310 amino acids)
Biological process (GO): protein deubiquitination; endoplasmic reticulum unfolded protein response
Cellular component (GO): nucleus; cytosol
Molecular function (GO): cysteine-type deubiquitinase activity
Source: RefSeq, a predicted model, not a curated record